Messenger RNA from Musca vetustissima, 4023 nucleotides. It is a transcript of the gene Capr, whose product is annotated as caprin homolog. Gene Ontology annotation, cellular component: cytoplasm. Gene Ontology annotation, molecular function: RNA binding. NCBI's taxonomy places the organism in Eukaryota, Metazoa, Arthropoda, Insecta, Diptera, Muscidae. Bases 40 to 4020 code for a protein of 1326 amino acids. The record is from RefSeq and is a predicted model, not a curated record. The transcript is spliced from 4 exons.
UCUUUGCUUCAUUCCUGUUUUUUUUCCGUAAGAGGAAGGAUGCCUUCUGCUUCAAAUAAUACAACAAAUACUAAGCUAGCGAAACAAACCUCCGUGAAUUCAAUGAAUUCUGGUGGCCCGAGUGGAACUAGUGGUAGUGGUAAGGGCAAUAAAAAACUAACGGAAAAUUCGGCCAAAUCCACCAACAGUAACAGCGCCAGCAGCAGCACCACCAACAAUGAGACAUCAAGCAACAAAUCCACUAAAGAAACUACCAACAAUGUGGUGGUGGCCGCCUCUGCUGCCAAUGUCGCUGGCCAAAAUAACAGCAACGGCAGCAGCGCCAACGCCGCCAACAACAAUGGAAAAAAUUGGGAAACCAAUUCGGCGACUGGUAAUUCCGUAACAGCAGGUCCGGUGGCCAACAAGGAUGCUAGCAACGAUGCCCUGAAUCCCAUGAAAUUGACUUUUACCACAAUUGAGCAUAAAAUACGCAAUUUGGAAAAACGAAAGACGAAAUUGGAAGGCUAUCGUGCCCUAGAUGCCAUGGGUAAGGAGUUGAGUUCUGAACAACGUGCUGCUGUCAAUAAAUAUGAUGCCGUAUUGGCUACAUUGGAUUUUGCCAGAGACUUGGUCAAACAAAUGCAACAAUUUACCAAGGAUGCCGAAAAGGAGCAGAAGAAGCAGGCUCGUAAGGAUCUGAUUGCUAAAGCCCAAGCGGAAACGGUUAAAAUUCGGGAAGUUCUUAUAAUACAAAAUAUAUUGUCUUGUUUCACUGACGAUGCUGUACGCAAUGACUUUCUCAAUGGCGAAAAUGGUGCUGCUAAGCUGGAACAAAGUGAACUGGAUAUUUUGGAGAAAUUCUGUGCUGACGUUCAAACUAGACGCCCGGAAACAUCUGAAGAUGUACCCUUUGCCACUUCCGCGCAAAAAGCAGCCGAAAUAUUCUCAAUGACCAUUGAUGCACGCCCCAAACAGUAUGGCGAUACAACAUAUGAAAAUGUUAAGCGGAUUUUCCAUCGCAUUCAGGAGUCAGAUUAUUUGGAUAAAAUCUACUUGACAGAUGUGCCAGAAACUGAAAUCAAGGAAGAUGGUGUUGAAGUGACCGGUGAUGGUAUUAACAACGAGGGUAUUGUCAUGGAAGAUGGUGGCGGUGGUGGUGGAGUCGUUGUUGAUCAUGUUGGAAAUGGCCCCGAUGAAAUGGCAGCCGUAGAGGAUGCCAUGGAAAAUUUGAAUGUCGAUAAUAAUGGACCAACAGCAGGCGUUCUUACAGGAAACGAAGCCAACGAUAACGUUCUGUUGGCUCAACAGCAGCAGCAGGUGACGCAGCAUCAUCAGCAACCACCAACGCAUCAGCCAGGAAUCCAACAACAGCAACAACAUACAGAACAUAUGGAAUUGCAGCAGCAGCAGCCACAUCAACCAGUUCAGCCACAAGUAAUGCAGGCAAAUAUUCCUGUCUCUAGCGGUGGUCAGCCAUUGUUGCAGACUCCCAUGGCACCGCCAGCCUCAGCAGUGCCAGCAUUUCAGGGUACUACACCAGCACCUCAUUCGGGAGCUACUACUCCGGUUCAUGUGGCCAUGUAUGCUGCCAUGCCAGGACCUGUACCCCAGCAAAUGCAGCAAUUGCCCCCUGGAGGCGCCAUAAUUGGUGGUAGUGGCGGUGGUGCAGUGCCACCGCAAUCUGCAGCAGGCUUACCACCCCAGCAGCAGCAACAACAACAGGUUGUUCCACAACCAGCCACUGUGGGCGGUCCUCCACAAAAUCAGCAACGACAACAAAUGUUAAAUAGCCCGGCAAAUCCUCCGGCUGGUAUGGCACCUUUGCAACAACCACCACUGCCACCACCGGGUCUAUACAAUCCCACACCUGUUCAUGCUGUGGAGCAAGGAUUCUUCAAACAUCCACCACAUCCCCAACAACAACAGCAGCAGCAACAACAGGCACAAGCACAACAACAGCAGCAACAGGCGCAACAACAUCAACAGUAUUUACAACAAAUGCGUCCCCUGGCUGAAGUCAUUGGCGGUGGAAACUUUUAUUUCCUGCAGGACAGCGAAUUGGAUUCACCCGAACUGAAUGCACAAGGUCAGGCUGGACCACAAACGACUUUAAUUUUUGAACAACAACAACAGCAGCAGCAACAACAAGUGCCGCCUGCUCAACAACAGCAAAUGUUGCAGCAACAAACACCACAUCAGCAGCAGCAACAAGUGGCUUUGCAAAAUCUGCACCACCAACAACAGCAGCAGCAACAGAAACCCUCACCAAAUGUUUUGUCGGAACAGCAGCAGCAACAACAACAAACUUCUCAACAGAUAUUGACAAAUGGUGUCGGACCAACACCGCCACCACAGCAGCAACAACAAGCGCAGUUGCCAGUUGCUAAUAUGCCACCACAGCAGCAGCAACAACAACCCAUUCAAACUCAAACAUUCACAAAUCAAUCAUUCCCACAAUUGGCUGGGGCAACCCAACAAGCCCAGACUUCCACCGCCGCCGCAGGUAUUUUAACAAGUAAUUCACCAAGUCCGUUAUUCCACCAACAACAGCAACAGCAGCAACAACAAGUGCAACAACAUCAUCCUCAGACGCAAAAACUAAACAACCAGCAGCAGCAACAGUUGUUCUCCCCAGUUCAAAGCCAGAGUAUUCAGAGUUCCCAACAACAGGCCCAGGCAGUGCCCUCGCAAAUGCUUAUGUCCGGUUCCAUGGAUGCGGUGCAACAAGCCAAUCCUGCCCUAAUUAUAAUGAAUCGUUUAGGGCAGGUGCCACAAAAUCAAUUGUUGCAACAGCAACUGCAACAAAAUUUGCCACAACAACAGUCGCAACAACCACCACAGUCACAGCAUCAACAACAGCAGGCAACAUCAGGUGGUCUCUUGCAACAACAGCAAAUUCCUUCAACUGCUCAAAAUAUAAUGGCCGGCGGCGGUAACAUUCAAACUCCACAGCAUCAAAUGUCUGGAAAUCUCAAUCAACAGACUUCGGACAUGAAUAAUACACCCAAGAGUGGAGGAUUUCCAUUUGACAAUCCCGUUGUUGCCGGUCUCAGUUAUGAACAGCAGAGACAGAAUCAACUCAACAAUGCUGCCAAUGUCCUCAAGAAAUCGUUGGGCGUACGAGAAGAUGAACCAUCACAGACUAAGGCACCCACACCAAUCAAUAAGAAUGAUUUAAUCAACGAGUGGACAGAUGCCGGUCUAAAGACUAGCGGCAUUGCAGCGUCGCCAGCGUUGGAAAGUACAGCUAAUAAAUGGAAUACAGAGGUUAAUGCCAAUUCACCAAUAACGGUACAAAACGCCACACAGCAACAGCCACGUAAAAAUGAAUGGACAUCAACGGCUGCGGCUGCUGGCAGUGGCGGCAGCGGCGUUAACGCCAACGCAUCGGGAGAUACGUAUGGCAACGAUAACCGCCAGGAGACCAGCAAUCAUUGGCAUUCACAGGAGUCUCAAGGUGGUUAUGGACGCAACUCGGCUGGUCGCAAUCCAAGCAGCGGUGGUGUUGGUCAAGGUCAAACCGGUGGAGGUGGUGGUGGUUAUCAAAGACGUAACGAUGACCGUAGAGAUGAUAGAAGACCGGGUGGCGGUAAUGCAGGCGGUGGUGUUGGCGGCUAUAGAGGUCGCUCCAAUUAUGGCUCCGGUGGACCCCAACAGAACGGCAAUGCCCGUAGUGGUGGCCAGUCCGGCGGUGGUGGCAUUUAUUUCCGCAACAAUGAGAAUAACAACUCUGGAGGUGGUGGUGGCGGCGGUUACUAUCAGAAUGGCAGUGGCGGCAAUGUCUAUGCCAAUAAAGACAGUGGCUCCCGCUACGAUUCUGGUGGUGCUGGUAACUAUCGUGGCAGCCGAACAGCUGGCAAUAACUCCACAAAUCCACGCAGUAAUGGACCACCACCACGACACAUGGGUGGCGGUGGUGGACGUACAGGCGGAGGCCAACAAGGCGGCGGCAACACAUCCAAUGCUAACUCGAAUUCAUACAUGAACUCACGGCAAUCCUCAAAUCGCAUGCCUUUGGGUUUAGAAAAUAAAAAUUAAAAA